Molecule: messenger RNA, 1548 nt
Organism: Lottia gigantea (owl limpet)
Lineage: Eukaryota; Metazoa; Mollusca; Gastropoda; Lottiidae
Exons: 1
Coding region: 1-1548 (515 amino acids)
Cellular component (GO): membrane
Molecular function (GO): G protein-coupled peptide receptor activity
Source: RefSeq, a predicted model, not a curated record
AUGUUUUCAUUAGCAAGACAUAUUCUCAGCUAUACCAUUUUGAUAUGCACAAUUUACAAUGAUGUAGUAACCACGCAACUGCUGUUUCACAAGUACAAAAUUUUGUAUUCAAGAAAAGUUGAUAAUGCUAAAACAACAGUGUCAUAUGAAGGAGUUCGAGAUAGUGGUGCCAAUACAGUCAGAAUUCGAAACAUAGAAGUUGAAAUGCCUUUCAAACAGGAAACUAGCAGUUUUGCCGAAAUCUCUGAAGGUGGAUAUGGCGAAGAUGAAAUAAUACAAAGACCAAAGCGUGACACGAAAAAAACGAAUACAACAGAACGUGUUAUUUCGGCUGUAGAUAGUAACAGUCUGAAAUUUGUUGAUGGUGAUGAACAAGAUAUUAACCAAACUAUCGUGAACUCUAAUAUUUCUCUUCGUAUCAACUCAACUGAUCCAGAAACAUACACACCAGCAGCUAAAUCAGGAAUGGUAUCUGUAAUUAAUACAGGACUAAUCUCAAAAACAACUUACGACAAAUUGGAGAGAACGGUGAGAUACAUGACCUAUGUAACACAAAUAAUUGCAGUUGUUUUAGUCUGUUUUAACAUUAUUGUGUUUUCAAGACACACCAUGAGGAGUCCCACUAGUUCAUACCUCAUUGCUGUUAACAUAUCUCAGAUAUUCACUAUCGUAAGUGGCUCCUUUUUAACUAUUGCAGGAUUUAUAUUUGGGGACAAAGCUUUUUUCAGUUAUAACUAUUUAUUUAUUGGUCUCUAUAUUUCCAAUUAUUUUACUGUGGCAACUCGAAGAUGUACGUUUGUUCUCACAUGCUUAGUUGCGGCCGAAAGAUUUCUAGCUGUCGCCUUUCCACUGAAAUCUAAACACUUUAAAUUGGUAAGAAAACCUAUAUUGUUUAUUGUAACAAUCGCUGUACUGUCGUUUAUCUUUCAUAUAUUUAGCGUGUUAAAGUAUGACAUAAUCCCAUUUCAAGUCGGCAUCAGUAAUGAAACAUUUUGGAAAUUUCAGUUUACGAAAAGAUUUCUAGAAAAUAAAGCAAACAUGGAAUCUUGGAGUAUUGCCAGUAAAAUAAUUUUUGUUUAUAUUCAAUUAAUUGGAUGUUUAAUUUUAAAUAUUGGAAUUGUUAUUGCUCUUAAACGUCAUAGAAUGAAUAGACUUAGAUUGAAUUCAUCAGAGGAUGUUUCUAAAGUAGCUCAAGAAAAACAAACAACCGUCACAAUACUGGUAUCAACUUUUGUUUUUGUUUUGUUGGCUUUACCAGUGAAUACAAGUUCUGUUGUAGCCAAUCUAAAUCGUAUUAAUUAUGGUAUUAAUACUAAGAAUCACUAUUUAUUUUAUUUUCUAAUGCAUAUUGGUGGAUGGUUCGAAUUACUCAGCGACUGCACUAAUUUUAUGUUUUACAUUGCCUUGAGUUCUCGAUUCAGGAAGACGUUUGCUCAGGUAAUUUGUCGAUGUUUCAGCACACCGUUAGAACGAACAGAAUCUAUCGACUAUAAUUCUACACGAACGUGUCAAUACGGUCUAUCAGUAGUGAGUCAAAGUUCACACUGA